Molecule: messenger RNA, 2103 nt
Organism: Penicillium digitatum Pd1
Lineage: Eukaryota; Fungi; Ascomycota; Eurotiomycetes; Eurotiales; Aspergillaceae
Gene: xanB
Product: isocyanide synthase xanB
Molecular function (GO): oxidoreductase activity
Source: RefSeq, a predicted model, not a curated record
AUGGUCGCCUUGGCACCGGAUGCGGAAAUUGUUCCCACUGCAUACCACCCCAAUCUUGCCGAGAAGGGAAUUUCCCUCCUUGAAAAUGGAACGUCGAAUCAGAAAGUUGCUCUGAGAACUGUGGAGACUAUGCCUCCUAGAUAUGACAGCGCCGAUCCGGCAGUUAUGGCCUCAAACGGCAAUGACACCAACCAACACGAACAAAAUGUGCUCAACAGCCCCAUCGCCUUUGAUACCUCGAAUGCUCUAUUUGAAAACGAAGUGAUGACUAUGGAGGUAUUGAAGAUCAUCGAAAGUUAUGGCGUUGACUUUGAGAAGUCGGGUAUCUCCUGGAAGGGCUUUGAGUCGUUUGUUCCAAUUGUUCUGGAGCAAAUCAGCAGACAAGAGCCAAUCCGCAUGAUCUUGCCCGCCUUUCCUUUCAAGUCCCCCAAUGCGCGGAGUAAAGUGCUGGGUAUGAUGCCUGACUUUGGUGAGGAAUUGGCGUUGGCUCAUUUGAAUGGACUUUGCCAAAACAUCGGGGAAGUAUAUGGCCCUGGUGCCGACAUCUACAUCAGUUCGGAUGGCCUUGUAUACAAUGAUAUUCUGGGCGUUCCCGAUGAAACGGUUUGGGACUAUGGAGAGACCCUGCGAAAAAUGGCCAUCGAGAAAGAACUCCACCAUGUCAAAUUCAUUCGGCUGUUCGAGCUUCUCGAGCAUCCAUGGUUCCCAUCCUCAAAUCCAGAGUCUGCAAAGGCAUUCUAUCUGGCUCAUGCCCGUUGUCUCCGCCGAGAACUCAUGUAUUCUUUUGCAGAUCCGAGCUUCGACGCGACGCAGGCUAUCAAAACUGACAAUGACACAUGCCUGACAUACCGUGGCUACAUCAAGUUCUUGACCAAGGAUCUAGCCCAUCUGGAAGAGAAGGAGAAAUCGAUGUCGAAACGCGCUCGGCAGGCACAAAUUGCCGACACGGCACGGCAGAUGAUCAUUCGGGGCAAAAUGUUCGCGGCGGCCAUCAAAGCCAACCGCAAAGACUAUGUCCGACUGUCCAUCCACGAAUCUGCGGGCGAGAAAAAACUUUCUGUUUCGCUUAUUCCACAGCGUCGAGGUAUACUGGGACAUACCCCUUGGCACUCUUCUGUGGCCGUCGGACUGGACGGGUCAUAUCGCACGGUCCACGCUGAAGACGUACGCGACACGCACGAUCUCAUCUAUAAGAACGGACAACCAUAUUUCUUCCGUGAAAGAUCUGGUCUCUUUGACUGGACCGAGGACGGCCUAUCUGUCAAGUUCGAGCAUCUCUAUCCCUGCGGACUUCUUAUCCGCCCUGCCGACAUCGACAAUGUCAAUCCGCCGCCGUCCAUCCGGUCCAUCCCCAUGCAAAAGGUCCGCCAACUGUCGAAUGGCAUGUCGCCAAUUGUCAUUCGCGGAUUUUCCGAAACGCUCGAGGAGGAUCUCUACGUCAAGAAGGGAGAAGAGCUUGGAAUCAUUCUGCCGUGGAGUUUCGGUAUCAUCCAAAAGGUGCGAGACAACGGCCGCUCUGACAAGAUGGGCAACAACGUGACAUCCAACGAGGCCAUGCCGAUGCAUUUCGACGGGAUCUUCAAGUUCGCGGAGAUCACCGACCCUGAAACAGGCGAGACGAAGAAAGUCCAAGAUCCCCCGGGCUAUCAGUUCUUCACUUGUCCUGCCACUGCGCCCAAGGGCAAUGGGUACACCUUAUUUGCGAGCUCCCGACUUUUUUUCCGGUUCCUGCCUCUCCCUUGGUCUACUGAGCGUCUUGAAAAGGUUACCUGGGCUAUGGAUAAUGACGGAUUUUGGGAUGCGAAACUCAAGAACCUCCCCUUGAUCGUGAAGCAUCCUGUCUCUGGAUUACCAUGUCUACGUUGGCACCAGCCUUGGGACGCGACCAAGACCAAAUUCUCGACGUGUGAUGUUACAAUCGAGAAUGAUGACCCGGAUCUGGUAAAAGUUGUGGAUCGCCUCACCUAUGACUACAGAGUUUGCCUUCGCUUUGGUUGGGAGAAGGGUGAUCUGCUGGUUAGUGACAACGCUGCCAUGCUGCACACUCGAACUGGAUAUCUCAGUGACUGUGACCGAGAGCUAUGGCGAAUUCACUGCGACUGA